UCCUGGCCCUCGGCGGGCUCGGGUAGGCUGCACGGGCCGCGCCAUGGCGGGGCUGCUGGCGCUGCUGGGCCCGGCGGGUAGGCUGGGCGCUCGCGUCCGGCCUCGGGCCACCUGGCUCCUGGGCGUCGCCGCCCCCUGCGCCCCGUCGCCCCUGGCCCUGCUCCUGCUCCGGCCGGGACCCGACGCCCGGCUGCUGCGCACCGCCCGCGGGAGCUGCUGCGGCCUCCAGGAGCCCAGCAGAGCCCCUGGGACCACAGGCAAGGGCAGCAGCAGCAGCGCCGAGGAGCAGAAGCAAAGCAAGUCGCAGCAGCUGAAAAAGAUUUUUAAAGAAUAUGGUGCCGUUGGCGUGUGUCUGCACAUUGGAAUCUCCUUGAUCUCCUUGGGCAUAAUUUACAUGGUUGUUUCAAGUGGCGUGGACAUGUCUGCAGUCCUGCUGAAACUCGGGAUUCAAGAGUCCUUGGUGCAGUCGAAGGUGGCAACGGGCACGAGCACCUUCGUGGUAGCCUACGCCAUCCACAAGCUUUUUGCCCCAGUGAGGAUCAGCAUCACUCUGGUCUCCGUGCCCUUGAUCGUCAGGUAUUUCCGGAAAGUGGGAUUUUUUAAACCUCCAGCUGCAAAGCCUUGACGAACUCUUCAACUGUAGGCCCAGACAACCUAUUUCUUUUAAAAUCCGCAUUUUGGAUGAGUUUUAGCCGUGUAGGUUUUUGGGGGGUGGGGGCAGGAGGCUGAUUGCUCUACUCUUCUCAUGGAUGUUUCCUCUUUGCCAGCAAAAGUCAGGUUUUUGAAUAAUUGUCACUUUUUGUUUUAUCCAUUUUGUUAAUGCUGUCAUUAGGGCAUGUAUCCGUAAUCUAAAAUGUCAGCAAAACAUCGGAAAUGAGUUGUCAUCUCAAACAAAAUUGUUCGCCUACAAGGUGUUCCCUCUGGGAGAUGAGGGUGAGGGUCUGUCUGCAGGAGCCCCAGGGGGUUAAUCUCUGCUCCUUGUUCAGGAAGAGCAGUGAUUAAUUCAACUUGUUUUAAAAUUCCCUUUCCUCCAAUAAUUGUUGUCAGGGUGCCUGUGGUUUAAUAUGCAAUAUUCUGCAAAGCAGCUGCCAAUGCUGCAAUUAAAGCAAGUAGAAUUUGAGAAUUAACCAUAUGCAAUCAGUAUCUAAAUUAGCAUCAACACUUGACAUUCCUUACAUUUGGGGGAAAGAAAAACAGUAUUUCGAGCAUGUUUUGCCACUUCCAAAACACCUUCAGAUCUGGCCAUGACAGGACCUAUCUCGGGGCUUUCUUGAAGUUUCACUAAAGUAGAUCAGGGUCAUUUGUUUUCAAUUAGGUAAAAUUUGGAAACCUUGUCCAGUAGUUUGGCUCCUGACCCCCAUAUUCACAGAGGAAUUUGGAUACGGCAUGCACUGGUUUGCUAAAGCUGCCAGAAUACAAUAUCCCAGAAAUGAGUUGGCUUUUACAAUGGGGAUUUAUUAGUUUACAAAUUUACAUUUCUAUGGCCAUGAAAAUGUCCAAAUUAAGGCAUCAAGAGG
Messenger RNA from Choloepus didactylus (southern two-toed sloth), 1517 nucleotides. RefSeq names its product family with sequence similarity 210 member B (gene MIMS2). The coding region runs from base 44 to 625 and encodes 193 amino acids. Gene Ontology annotation, cellular component: mitochondrion. The record is from RefSeq and is a predicted model, not a curated record. Lineage: Eukaryota; Metazoa; Chordata; Mammalia; Pilosa; Megalonychidae. The transcript is spliced from 3 exons.